Limulus polyphemus (Atlantic horseshoe crab) is the source of this 1467-nucleotide messenger RNA. RefSeq names its product acyl-CoA synthetase family member 2, mitochondrial-like. The record is from RefSeq and is a predicted model, not a curated record. The transcript is spliced from 12 exons. Bases 152 to 1366 code for a protein of 404 amino acids. Gene Ontology annotation, biological process: fatty acid metabolic process. NCBI's taxonomy places the organism in Eukaryota, Metazoa, Arthropoda, Merostomata, Xiphosura, Limulidae. Gene Ontology annotation, molecular function: medium-chain fatty acid-CoA ligase activity.
GAGUGAUCAGCUAGCAGCAAGUCUCUUAGAGCUUGGACUGAGACCUGGAGAACGUCUGGCAAUCUGGAGCUCCAACUGUUAUGAGUGGGUUCUAACUCAGCUGGCUGCAGCUAAAGCAGGACUAAUACUAGUCAAUAUCAACCCUGCCUUCAUGCCUUCUGAACUAGAAUACUGUUUAAACACGACCUCUUGUAAAGCCCUUAUUGCUGCAGAAUCCUUCCGAAAACGAGAUUCUUUCCAAGUAUUGUGUUCUGUUUUACCAGAGAUCACAAUAUCCAAACCAGGCGAGAUUAAAAGUAGCAGUGGAGUUUACAAAUUUGACGAUAUUCUACAAGCUGCAGGGAACGAGAAAUUGCGAGAAGUGAAGGAGCUGGACUCCAAGAUACAGUUCGACGAUCCGGCUAAUAUUCAAUUUAAAUCGGGAACCACGGGUAAACCCAAGGCAGCAACACUUUCUCAUUUUCAUUUCAUCAACAAUAUGGUAUCCCUUAGCAACCGAAUGAUAGUACCAGGAGUGAAACCGGUGGAUUGUGUUCCCGUACCAUUGUUUUAUUCGUUUGGUUGUGUCGGCGGUGUUAUCGCAGCCAUUAUUCACCGGAAACUGGCGGUGUUUCCUUCGCCUUUUUUCGAUCCUCUGGCGACGUUGAAAGCUAUCGAAAAAGAAAGAUGCACUCUUGUUAUGGGAACGCCCACCAUGUUUAUUGACAUUGUUAAUCACCCGGAUGUUAAUAAGUUUGAUCUAACCAGUCUCCAAGGUGCACUUACUUCAGCGUCCCCAUGUUCAGCAGAGCUGUGGAAGGAGGUAGAACAGAAGUUGGGCGUAACAAACAUCAUUAAUGCCUAUGGAUCAACAGAAACUAGUCCGAUAAGCUGUUCAACAGGUCCAGGAGAAAGACCAGACAAGAAAUACCAUACAAUUGGAACCCCAGCUGACCAUGUUGAGGUGAAAAUAGUGGACAAGGAUGGACGAAUAGUUCCGGUCAACAAAGAAGGAGAACUGUACAUACGUGAUAGUCUAACGUCCUUGGGAUACUGGGGUGAUAAGGACAAAACUAAGGAAGUCCUGAAUGAUGCACGUUGGUAUCACACUGGGGAUAUUGCUGUAAUGGAUGAAGAUGGCUACGUCAGUAUUGUUGGUACAAUUAAAGAUAUGAUCAACAGAGGAGGAGAAAGCAUCUAUCCUCAGGAGGUGGAAGAGUUCCUCCAUAGUCAUCCAGAUGUCGCUGAAGCUCAGGUUGUUGGAGUUCCAGACCCACGAUUGGGAGAAAAAGUUUGUGCUUGGGUGAAACUAAAAUGUGGAUCCACUUUAACAGAAACGGAACUUCGGGAUUAUUGCAAGGAAAAUGUUAGUAUUGUGUUAAUAUAACACCAGUUGAGUACAGUGUUAAUAUGAUAUCAGAUGAGUACGGAUUUUAUAAUCACUUCAGCUGAGUUGGUGUUAAUAUGACAUCAGUUGAGUAAAGUGUU